Messenger RNA from Phaeoacremonium minimum UCRPA7, 960 nucleotides. Its product is annotated as putative phenylacetate 2-hydroxylase protein. The transcript has a single exon. The record is from RefSeq and is a predicted model, not a curated record. Lineage: Eukaryota; Fungi; Ascomycota; Sordariomycetes; Togniniales; Togniniaceae. Gene Ontology annotation, molecular function: iron ion binding; heme binding; oxidoreductase activity, acting on paired donors, with incorporation or reduction of molecular oxygen. The coding region runs from base 1 to 960 and encodes 319 amino acids.
AUGCUCCUUGGAAACCAAAAUGCUGUCAUCGAUCGCCCUAAACUAUACACCUUUCAUGGUGUCAUUAGCAGUACCCAGGGGUUCACCAUUGGUUCUUCUCCCUGGGACGAGUCUUGCAAGAAGAAACGCAAGGCGGCCGGAACUGCUCUUGGAAGGCCGGCCCUUAGGAACUAUUAUCCCAUGUUUGACCUCGAGAGUUACUGUAUCGUACGAGACUUGAAGAAAGACAGCCAAAACGGAGAACUUGAAGUUGACGUUCGGCCCUAUAUCCAGCGAUAUGCGCUGAACACUACUUUGACUCUUUGUUAUGGUAUUCGUAUGGAUGCUGUCUACGAUGAACUUCUCCGCGAAAUUCUUCAUGUUGGAUCAGCGAUCUCGCUUCUACGCAGCGCUUCUGAAAACUUACAGGACUACGUGCCAUUGUUGCGAUACAUUCCUAAUAACGAAAAGAAUGCACGUUCCAAGGAGCUUCGUGAUCGACGAGACUCGUACUUGAACCUACUUUUGGAUAAAGUUCGAGAUAUGAUUAAAAGGGGCGUCGACAAACCUUGUAUCUCGGCAGCGAUCCUGAAGGACGAGGAGAGCAAGCUUACCGGGGUCGAAGUAUCUUCAAUCUGCUUAUCAUUGGUCUCUGGCGGAUUUGAAACUAUUCCUGGAACACUAACGUCUUGUAUCGGUUCCCUGAGCACGAAGGAAGGGCAAGUCUGGCAGGACCGUGCCUAUGAGGACAUCAAGCGCUAUUAUCCGGACAUUCGUGAUGCUUGGACCAGCUCCUUUGUGGAUGAGAAGAUACCCUACAUCAAUGCAAUCAUCAAGGAGGCAGGACGGUAUUAUACCGUCAGCUCUAUGAGUCUGCCACGCAAGACGGUGACAGAAGUCAAUUGGAACGGUGCCAUCAUCCCACCAAAGACCAUGAUUCUGAUUAAUGCCCAGGCUGGAAACCACGGUAAGAUGGAGUGA